Molecule: messenger RNA, 852 nt
Organism: Phytophthora sojae
Lineage: Eukaryota; Oomycota; Peronosporomycetes; Peronosporales; Peronosporaceae
Exons: 1
Coding region: 1-852 (283 amino acids)
Source: RefSeq, a predicted model, not a curated record
AUGCUUGCCCGAAACUUCGCGUUAUUGCUCGUGCUGCUGUCAGCGUCGCCAGCCUUGGGCGACCGGAACACGCUCUGCGAUGACGGCGAGCCGCUUGGCAUUUCAUGCGGCGUCAUCUUGCCUCAAGUCGAGCCGGACUCGCUGAGCUACGUCAUGUGCGGCAGCGGCAACGCGCUCUUCGCGCUGCAAGCCGGGUGCUACCUCUGCGUGGACGCUGCGACGUGUGUCGGUCUCGGUACUUCGAUGAAGUUGAACCCAGGAGGCCAAGGCAAUACCAACGCCCACGUGCUGCCGAAAGCCAAUGGCAACGACAUCUCAGUGCUGCUUCAGGACCAGACAGACCACACACCCGACGAGGCUGCGUACGAACAGGUGACGGCCAUCGCCAAUGCGAACUUCGCAGGAGCGGCAGCCCAAGUGGACGACACCAAAGACAGCGACCCUGCGAAGCAUCGCCCUAAGGAGGUCUCCAACUGGUGGUUCUCCCUUCCUGGAGGCUUGGCGCUCGUGGCGCUCGGGAUGGCCAUUAACAACCGCAUGCCUUCGCGUCGUCGCGGGUUCCAGCGGCUGCAGGACACCAACCGACAAGACCCGACUUCGCUGUUCCAAGAGAACAUCAACCCGUUCUGCAACAAUCUUAGCGACGAGGACCUAGCGAUCGAGACUGCCGGCCACUUCCAAGGAGACCCGAGUAACAGCGAGAGCGAGGAGGCGCAGUUCCUCCCGUCCGCUGAACUGGAGGAGGACGAAUUUACCCAAGCUGAAUCGGAGGCCAUCAAGCGAGCUGUACUGCUGCACAUCAAGGAGUUCGACGAAGAGGAAGAGGAGGAAGAAGAAGAAGUGGAGAUUUAA